This is a messenger RNA of Polyodon spathula (Mississippi paddlefish), 2661 nucleotides long. RefSeq names its product cytochrome P450 2U1 (gene cyp2u1). Gene Ontology annotation, molecular function: iron ion binding; heme binding; oxidoreductase activity, acting on paired donors, with incorporation or reduction of molecular oxygen, reduced flavin or flavoprotein as one donor, and incorporation of one atom of oxygen. Gene Ontology annotation, biological process: xenobiotic metabolic process. The record is from RefSeq and is a predicted model, not a curated record. The transcript has 5 exons. Gene Ontology annotation, cellular component: intracellular membrane-bounded organelle; cytoplasm. Lineage: Eukaryota; Metazoa; Chordata; Actinopteri; Acipenseriformes; Polyodontidae. The coding region runs from base 125 to 1732 and encodes 535 amino acids.
GUUGACAGUGUUUGCCAGUCAGCUAUAAUGAGAGCACAGAUCAUAAGACAGAAACUUUUGUGUACUAGCAGAAACGCUUGCUGAAAUACACCUGCAAUUUUAACUCGUCAUUUUAAAGGCAGUAAUGGGAGAGACAGAAGAUGAGUUGUUUUUUGUCAACGCUAGCACUGCUCUUGUGGCCGCGGCUGUGUUUAUAACCGUUUACUUGUUUUUACUUAUACAAAGGAACUACAGUGCAUUCUCAAAUGUACCUCCUGGGCCAAAACCGUGGCCUGUGGUGGGUAACUUUGCAUUUUUGUUGAUCCCCGAUUGGGUGUUAACAAAGAUCAAAGCUAACGAUGACGAUGGUGAAAUUACAAAGAAGAAAGUAAAGCAACUUGCUACACUUUCUCCUCAUGUAAUGCUUACGGACCUGGCCAAAAUAUAUGGGAAUAUCUAUAGUAUCUUCAUUGGAAACCGUCCUAUGGUUAUCCUCAAUAGCUACGAAACAGUCCGGGAUGCGCUUGUCAAUCAUGCAGAAGUGUUUUCAGACAGACCCACCGUUCCUGUAAUUACCAUAAUUACAAAGAAGAAAGGUAUUGUAUUUGCACCUUAUGGCCAAGUGUGGAGACAGCAGAGGCGGUUCUCUCACUCCACUCUUCGACACUUUGGACUUGGAAAGCUCAGCCUAGAGCCCUGCAUCCUGGAGGAAUUCCAGUUUGUCAAGAAUGAGUUUCUGCAGCACAGCGGAGGAAACGGGGAGGCCUUUGACCCUUCCCCCACCAUCAACAACGCAGUCUCCAACAUCAUCUGCUCUAUGAGCUUCGGACGCCGAUUUGACUACCAGGACCAAGAGUUCAAGACCCUGCUCAGCCUUAUGUCCAGGGGUCUUGAGAUAUCAGUCAACAGCAAAGCCUUACUGAUAAACAUCUGCUCAUGGCUCUACUACCUACCAUUUGAACCCUUUAAGGAGCUGAGGAAGGCGGAGAGAGAUAUAACAGCCUUCCUGAAGGGUAUUAUUGCCCAGCACAGGGACAGUCUGGAUCCUGCCAAUCCGCGGGAUUUCAUAGACAUGUAUCUCCUGGAGACCAGCCGGCAGCAGCAAGAAGGGAAGCUAGACAGCAGCUUCAGUGAAGAUUACUUGCUCUACAUCAUUGGGGACCUGUUCAUCGCUGGCACUGACACUACCACCAACACCCUGCUCUGGAGCCUGCUGUAUAUGUGUCUGAACCCUGACGUGCAAGAAAAGGUUCAAGCUGAGAUCGAUCAGGUUAUAGGACCAGACAGAACCCUGUCACUGACUGACAAAGCCAGUAUGCCCUUCACAGAGGCAACGAUCAUGGAGGUCCAAAGAAUGACGGUGGUUGUGCCAAUGUCAAUACCACACAUGGCUUCAGAAACCACCUUGUUCCAGGGGUACACCAUUCCCAAAGGCACUCUGAUUAUUCCAAACCUGUGGUCAGUACACAGAGAUCCUUCUGUGUGGGAGAACCCAGACGAGUUUAACCCUUACAGAUUCCUGGAUGAAAACAGACAAUUGCUGAAGAAAGAUGCCUUCAUUCCAUUUGGGAUAGGCCGAAGGGUCUGCAUGGGAGAGCAGUUGGCCAAGAUGGAGCUUUUCCUGAUGUUUGUAAAUCUGAUGAAGUCUUUCACCUUCAGACUUCCAGAAGGCUCUGCAAAACCAUCAAUGAAUGGAAGGUUUGGUCUGACGCUGGCCCCACAUACUUUUAAUGUCUGUGUUAGUCCUCGCUAAAGAAAUCUACAAAUAACCUUCUUGCUUUAAUGAAACAGAAGACGUGUAACUUAGACAGUGUUUGGAUGUGUGACAAUAGAUUCUUGAAACCACUGUUUUGUAAUCUUACCAAGAUCUGGUAUUCUCAGAAAGGUUCAGUGCAUUACUGUUUGAAAGAUUACUGGACCAUGCUUGAAUUUCUGGCUGAAUUUGAUCUAAAAUAACUGGCAUCAGUAGUCUUUUACACUUUACAGAGAAUAUAUUGCCUUGCAGGACAAUUCAAUUAUCGUCAUUGCCUACUAACACAUGCUUUACAGCACUGUUUACAUGCUGUACCCAUCAGAGUUCUUAAUAUAACAAGUGAAUGUCAGGACUGAAGAGUUUGCAACUUUCAGAGAUUUUGCACUCGGAAGCAACCCAUGUACUUGUGUUCACCAAAUGGUGCACUUUGAAAUAAAGUAUUAUGGUAGUCUACAGAUCUGAACCUGAUCUCAAACACAAAGUUUACUGUCUUUUGAAAAGACAAUGUACUAGUUCAGAUCCAAAGUUUGCAAAUGUAUUAGGUAGAAACCCUCGCUAAAGGAAAAUGAGCAAUAUUACAGAAAUCAUUUGGCCCACAGCCUCUUCGUUCCGAGCUCCAAUCCUGGUGUCUCCUCUUUAAAGUUUGCCUCAGCUCUUCUGGUGACUGUCUUUCCCCAGAUUAGCCUGCUAAGAGGCAGAGGAGGUGGUGGUGAACCACACUAAAAAAUAUGAGGGCAAGUGGACUACUCAGCUUGGCUCUACAAUAUAUUUAUUUAAAAAAUAACUUUAUUGACAAAUAUUGCCAGUAUUACAAAACAAAAUCACACUUCAAAAAUUCCAUUCACAAAUUUUAAACGAUACAUAAUAAAUGUAUUAAACAAAAAAUUCCAAAAAGCAACAAAAGGCAGUGUGUGUAUAUAUAUAUAUAU